CCGAGCCGCCGGCGUCCGGUGCCCGCCGCGCCACCCGCGCCCUCUCAACCCAACGCGCUCAAUAUUUCCACAAGAUUACUAUUCCUCCUGUAAUAAUCUAAUUUUAUUGUCUUUCUGAAAGUAGUCAUGACAAUAAUGGAGAACAUUUCUUGCAAUAAAUGGCUUAAACUGGUGAAGUUGUACAAAAGUAAAUAUUAGAAGCAAUGGAGAAACCAAUACAAGCGAGAACUUUGAACAAGUCACCAUGCUGGAUAUGUUUAGUGCCGCCAUGGGGAUUCACAGACAGAGAAGAAGAAAAGUUGUACUCGGCAUACACACAGCGACAGCGGCAAAGAGCCGUGCCUCGGCUGUUGGCGACCGGCGCGCUGUUGCAGGCGUUUGCAGUGGUUGUGCCUGGAGAGCGAGACCUCUCGUUCGCUUACGCUUCAGUCGCAAUAGCACUGGUAGCGAACCUGAUCCUGGCAUCCGUGUACCUGUGCGUUCGGCCCGCGCGCACUCUCCUUAACCAUAUAGCAUGGUUGGUGCUCUGGGUCCAACUGUUGGUGAGUGCGUCUCGGCGACUGGGAGAUUCGUACAACGAGCUACUAGGGUGGGCUGUGGUGCUUCAGUAUUUCACCCUCGCUACUCUCCCGUUACAUCACGUGCUGCUCAUCUUAUACAGCACAAUAUCGUUUACUGGAUAUCUCCUGGUGCAAUACUAUAACGCUUCUACAUCUGAGAGCAGACUGGCUGACGACUUUUAUUUUCAACAAAUUGCAAAUGGCGCUUUGUUGCUCGGUGCAACGAUGUUGGGUGGUACUGCAUAUGCAAUAAGUGAAAAGCAACAGCGUAGUUCCUUUCAAGAAACGAAACGAAGCUUGCGCGACAAACUGACGAUUGAACAACAGAGUAAAGAACAGGAGAGACUGCUGCUGUCGGUGCUACCAGAACAUGUUGCCGUUCAGAUGCGGAAAGAACUGGGGCUGAUAGACACACAGUUCAAAAAAAUUUACAUGUCUCGUCAUGAAAAUGUCAGUAUUUUGUAUGCCGACAUCGUAGGCUUCACGGCUAUUUCUUCAACUUAUUCAGCGCAAGAUCUGGUCGCAAUAUUGAAUGAGUUGUUUGCUCGUUUUGAUCGACUUGCUGAGAAAUAUCAACAGCUUCGCAUUAAAAUUCUGGGGGACUGCUAUUAUUGUAUUAGUGGAGCGCCUGUUGAGCGUCCAGACCAUGCCGUGCUCUGUGUACACAUGGGACUGUCUAUGGUUAAAGCUAUCAAAUAUGUCCAGCAGACGACGAACUCCCCAGUGGACAUGCGCGUGGGUAUCCACACAGGUGCAGUUCUUGCGGGAGUGCUAGGUCAGAGACAGUGGCAAUUUGAUGUUUACUCUCGAGAUGUGGAACUUGCUAAUAAGAUGGAGAGCAGUGGAAUGGCGGGACGCGUACAUGUUUCUGAAGUAACUCUGAGUUUUCUCAACAACGAGUUCGAGGUGGAGCCCGCUCACGGAGAACGUCGAGAAGAAAUGCUUCGACAGGCUGGCAUCAAGACAUACUUCAUCGUCCGAGUUCUUAAACCAUUUCAAGGAGGCGAGGAGAAGAGUGCAGUGGAGGGCGAGGCCGCGGAGGGUGGCGACGCGGCCGACACGCUCUCCGACCUCCGAGACGAUGACGAGGACUCGGUACUGUCGCCACAAGACGAGAGCAAGGACAACGAAGAACAGAAAAUACUUAGCAUGUUGCAAGAAGAACUGGUGAAUAGAGACGACGACAAGGAACUAGCAGAUGGGACGACAUUGUGCCUGACGUUCAAAGCCUCGGGCGCGGAGGAUGUGUACGCACGGCGUACGGACCCCUGCCCGCUGGCGAUCGCCGCGCCGCCGCUGAUGCUGCUGCCUGCCGUGGUUGCGCUCGCCAGCUUUGCGGUGCCCCCGACCUGGUCACUGCACGCCGUCUACCUCGCCCUCGUGCUAGAAACCGGCCUAAUCAAUGUGGUUUAUUACACGUGCUACCGAUACUCCCAGUAUAAGAAAAAGACAGUGAGUCCCUAUUGGAAGCUGACUUGCGGAACGUUCAACAUCGCGAUGUUCGUGGCCGCGAACAUUGCGCCAUUGAUAAUUUGCGGCAAUUUCGAGACGAUGCUUCUUGAGGACGGGCUUCGAGACGAUGCGCCAGCGCACAGCGGCGCAAGGCGCUGCAUACAUCCUUCUUAUUACUACCAUGUGGGCGCGGGCGCGGCGUGCGGCGCGCUGUGGGUGUCGCCGCUGGGUGUGUGCGCGCGCAGCGUGCUGCUGGCGCUGGUGGCGGCCGUGCACGCGGUGCCCGCGCUGCUGCACCCCGCACUGCUGCUCUCGCGACCCAGCCUCGACCGCGACCCCUACCGCGUCCGCUUCAACGCUACUACUGAUUAUGAUGAAGAUCUGCUCGCUAUUCUGGCUCGCAUUCAUGGUGGACGUAACAUAAUAAUGCUGUUUUUCAUAGUGGUGGCGUUGCUUAUUUUCAACAGAUAUGUGGAGUCUCUGGAGCGCGCACGCCACUCGCGCGGGGAGCGCAUGCGGGCGCAGGCGGAGCAGGCGGGAGACCUGCGGCGCCGCAACCAGGCGCUCAUCCACAACGUGCUGCCGCCGCACGUGGCGCGUCACUUCAUGGGCGCGCGCCACCACCACCGCGACCUCUACAGCCAGAGCUAUGCCGAGGUCGGCGUGCUCUUCGCUUCCAUGCCCAACUUUUCAGAGUUCUACUCGGAAGAAACAGUUAAUAACCAAGGCCUAGAAUGUUUACGGUUUCUCAACGAAGUUAUAUCAGACUUCGAUUUGUUAUUGGAAGAUUCAAAAUUCAGUAAAGACAUAAUCAAAAUAAAAACGAUCAGCUCUACGUAUAUGGCUGCCUCAGGCCUAAACCCAACAAGACAAAUGCAGCCGUCAGACGGCGUAUUAGUUCGCUGGGCGCACCUGGCCUGUUUGGUCGAAUUCGCGCUGGAACUCCAGCGUGUUCUAGCUGCGAUCAACGAACAGUCCUUCAACCAUUUCGUGCUGCGCAUGGGCGUCAACCACGGACCCAUCACCGCCGGCGUCAUCGGCGCGCGCAAGCCGCACUACGACAUAUGGGGAAACACCGUCAACGUUGCUUCGCGAAUGGAAAGUACAGGCAAAGCGGGAUGUAUUCAGGUUACGGAAGAGACUUGCGAGAUUCUGCAGAGUUUCGGCUAUUACUUCGAACAGCGCGGGCUGGUUGCGGUCAAGGGCAAGGGCCAGCUCAUGACCUACUACCUGCAGGGCAAGCGCGACACGCCCACCGGCCCGACGGACAAACACACUGUGGAGCCGCCGGUGCCUGAGCCCGACGCGAGAGACGCACUGUUGUCCAAUGGUGCUGCCGAGGGCAGUGACCCGCCGCGCUCCGGCACCGGUGCUGAGCACCCUCUACUGCCAGCAUAAGCGCUGUCCUCGCAUUCCAUGUUACAAAACUAUAGACAAUUAAACAUAAUCACUACAUUACAUUCAUAGAUGAAAGAUUACUUUGUGCACGUUAGGCAACAAUGACAUAACUCCAAACAGAAUACACCACAAAGAUCGUGAUGUUGUCCACAUGUUGUUUAUCAACUUGCUAUUAAUUGCUCGGCACCAAUAAUUGGUCCUUUUGAGUUGUGUCAGUGUUGGGAUUCGUUGGAAUAUGUAGUUUUAUAAAUGUAUGUGAAUGCAUUCAUAUAGCGAGUGUUUCUAUUCAACAUGGUCAUAAACCAAGCACAUCAUAGCCACAGUUAUUCAGUAGUUUCAUAAUGAUUGGUAAAUCAGUACAAAGCGUUGUUUGUAGGUACUAUCUCUUUUUUGAAGUGUCCUUCUUGUCUUUGGUGUGCCGAUCAAAAGACAAAAUUGCUCGUAUGAUUGAUAAAGAAUCGUUGCAGAUGAGUUAAAAUACACAAAUAAAUUAUUAUAAGACUAUAUAUACUUUAAGUAAGGAAUGGAUUUUACAUUGUAUCAUUGAUUUCAAAAAAAAAAUCUAUAUCCGUUUAACGUGCAUUGAACUACAAAAACAGAAAUUAGCUGUUUAUUAUUUUUGUGUAAUAACAGGAGUAAAUAUUGAGUAUCUGCUCGUACUAAAAUUCUACGAAACUUUUCUUUGGAACCGAGAGCUUGAAUGUUACUACCGAGGCAUUUUAAUUGCUAGUUGCCCAUUAUCUUUUGGUUGAUAAUAAUGAGAAAGUGAGUGCUGUCUAAUGGUUGUUACGUAAGUUUAAUAUUAAUGUUGAUUAAGCCUGUGACAUUCAUGUCUAAUCGCAUUUAUCCAUAUCUAUAUAAUAUUGAAUAAUCCAUGUGUAACUGGAAAUAAAUUACCAUUCUUUUUACUUCCAACUAGAAUGAAAUAAUAAACAAUAGCUUAAGGUGUUGUUUAAGAGGUUUACUUUAAAAAGAUAUUAUGGUGUAAUGUGAUUUGAUCAGGUUGAUAUUUUUUAAUUUAAAAGGUAAAAGAUGCCCUAAGGUCUGGAGUAAUUGGUUCCACGAUCAAGCAAUAAGACAUCAUGUCUUGUUUGUUCAAUACGUAAUAAGAAGAGUAGCAAUAAUAAAUUAAAUUUUAAAUUAUAAUUCAGGGUAAUUAUUAUUAUCAAUCCCGAAAUCAUUAAAAUCUAGUAGUUACCUAAAAAGGCAAUACACUUUACUGAAAAUGUGUAUUUGUUAGGACGGAUUGGGGUUCACAAUAAAAUUACAUUUACGUUAUGAAUGAAAAAGGUAAUUGCAGUAAAGUCAUUAAAAUAUUAUCAUUUGUCACCUAACACAAUGAGUUAGAUUUUUAUUUUGUCCUGCUAGGAACAUUGCAGGUUUAACAAUGUGAUAUGCAUGUAACCUGACCUCACGUCGACACGCAGGUAGUGAAAAGUCCCAAUGUUAUAAAUUUUAGUUUGAAUAAUUGUUAACUCAAUGAACAGAAAUGAACCAGUUAAGCAAAUGGUAUCCUUUAUGUUAAAAUGUAGUCUAACUGGCUUUUAAGUCUAUUUAGCGCUUUAACACUGCGUAACUAAUUAUAUUCUAUUAGUGAUAUAUUUAAGAAUCAAGUGGUAUCAAUGAACACAGUUUACUAUACAUUCUCGAUAAUUAUCAUAUGACCUACCAUUAAUUAAAGAAAGGUUUCCACGAACAUAACGUUUUCCCACGAUAUAUCUGUGCCUAAUAUAGGUACAUAUUAAGUUUUAACUCUGUUCCAUUGCAUCAUUGUGUUGUAUGUAUUCCUUACAUAGCUUUAAUUAGUAGCACCAAGUUGGUUUUUUGGGUUUUACAUAUUUUUAUGAUAGAUGAAUAAGCGUAUUGCAAUAAUCAGAAACAAAUAAUGAUUCACAAUCAUACCUGCAUGAGCAAAUACGAGUUUCACAGUUAUGUAACACCGUUUUUGCAGUAAAUUUUAUAUAGUUGGUGUUGCCUCAUCUUUGAAUCUUUAUGUAUUUAAGUAGCUAUAUUGUGAUAUUGAUUGUUAGGAACUUAGGACGUUAGUAUCAGUGUCGCUUGAAUCUCAAAUAGACGAACGCGUCAGUUGCGGUAUGAAACCAAAUAAGAGUAGAUAUUGUGUACUACUUACGUAUUAGUAAUAAUAUAAUAAUGUAACAUCUUUACAACUGUGCUUUCAUGAUUCGCCUAGAGUAUCUUCUUAGCCUAAGUAUUAAUUGUGUACUUUUGUAUUAGAGUGUAAAUUAUCAACUAGGGCGUAAUUAAAUAGUUGUCUUCGCAGGACGUCAUCAUAUAGAUACAUAUUUAGAGUACAAUGUAGGUAUCUCAGUGGUGAUAUUAUUAUUGUAAUUCGUAUUUAGGUGUAUGUAGAAAGAUGAUUUUAUUUUCUUUCUCUAUAGUGAUAUUACCUACUUCCUGUGAUUUGUGACUAUUAAUAAUUUUAUACGUGUUCUAGCUCAAACUAAAUCUGGAGGUUGAACUUCUCUUGGCUAUAAUUUUAUUAAAUAA
This is a messenger RNA of Spodoptera litura, 5918 nucleotides long. RefSeq names its product Adenylate cyclase 3 (gene Ac3). Gene Ontology annotation, molecular function: adenylate cyclase activity. Lineage: Eukaryota; Metazoa; Arthropoda; Insecta; Lepidoptera; Noctuidae. Gene Ontology annotation, cellular component: plasma membrane. Gene Ontology annotation, biological process: adenylate cyclase-activating G protein-coupled receptor signaling pathway; cAMP biosynthetic process; intracellular signal transduction. The record is from RefSeq and is a predicted model, not a curated record.